This is a messenger RNA of Purpureocillium lilacinum, 1716 nucleotides long. NCBI's taxonomy places the organism in Eukaryota, Fungi, Ascomycota, Sordariomycetes, Hypocreales, Ophiocordycipitaceae. The record is from RefSeq and is a predicted model, not a curated record.
AUGAAGUUCUCGUCGCUGGUACAGGCUGCUAUCUUGGGCGCGGCCCAAGCUCUGGCUGACACCUCGAGUGUGCCCCCGUCAUGUCGCUGCUUGCCGGGAGACGCCUGCUGGCCCUCGGACGGCACUUGGACACAGUUCAAUGCGACUGUCGGGGGCAGGCUCGUCGCGACAGUUCCCAUUGGCUCGCCCUGCCAUGAUCCUACCUACGAUGCUGCUGCGUGCGCGGCACUGCAGGCAAGCUGGAAGAACCCGCUCACUCACAUUCCGUCAUCGUCGUCAGUGAUGCAGACGUACUUUGCCAACCAGAGUUGCGAUCCGUUCACCGAUAGGUCAAAGCCUUGCGUGCUCGGAAACUACGUCAGCUACGCGGUCAAGGUCAAGUGCACCGCAGACGUCGCAGCCGCCCUGCGCUUUGCCAAGGAGCACAACAUCCGUAUCGUUGUCCGCAACACGGGUCAUGAUUUCCUUGGACGCUCUACCGGUGCCGGCGCGCUCUCUAUCUGGACCCAGGGUCUCAAGGCCGUGUCUUUUGCCGACUGGUCGGAUGAGCACUAUACCGGACCGUCAGCCAGUGUGGGUGCCGGCGUAAUCGGCUACGAGAUCGUCGAGGCGGCGCACAAGCAGGGCCUCACGGUGGUUACGGGAGAGUGCGCAACGGUCGGUCUCGCUGGCGGCUUCAUCCAGGGAGGCGGCCACUCUGCGCUCAGCACCACUUUUGGUCUCGCUUCCGACCAGACCCUGGCAUUCCAGGUCGUCACGACUAGCGGUCGCACUGUCACCGCGACGCCGACCAAGAAUGCUGACCUCUACUGGGCACUGAGCGGUGGCGGUGGUGGCAACUACGGCGUGGUUGUCGGAGUUACUGUCCGGGCGUACAAGGCGGCGACGGUCGGAGGCGCAGCCUUCCAAUUGCUUGCGCCUACUACUACGCCCGAAAAGUUCAAGGCUGCGGUGGCCAAGUUCUAUGAACUGCUGCCGAAGAUGAUUGACAAUGGCGCCAUGGUGGUCUUCUACACCAACCAGCAGAUGCUGGUGGUUAAGCCCCUGACCCUGUGGAACUCGACGGCCGCUCAUGUCCGCGACGUCGUUCUGCAACCUUUCACGGCGGCUUUGACGGAAAUUGGUAUCACUUUGCCAGUUGCGUACAGUGAGCUCUCCUAUCGCGAUCACUACGACCGCUACAUGGGCCCUCUCCCGCAGGGAAGCUUCGAGGUGGAGCGCUACCAGUUCGGCGGCCGCCUGAUCCCCCGCAAGGUUCUGCAGGAUGAGACGAGCCGCAACGCCUUCGUCAGCGUCGUCAACAACCUCACGGCCAACGGCAUCCUCGCCGUCGGCAGCGCCGCCGCCUACUCGAACAAGCCCGCCGGCAGCGCCGACAACUCGGUCAACCCGGUGUGGCGCUCCACGUUGGUUCAGUUGCAGCUCAUCACCGACUGGGACUCGACCGCGCCGUGGUCGGAGAUGGAGGCCGCGCAGCGCCGCAUGACCGAGGAGUUCAUGCCCCAGAUCGAGAGCGUGACGCCCGGCAGCGGAUCGUACAUGAACGAGGCGGACUUUAGGCAGCCCAACUGGCAGCAGACCUUCUAUGGGUCUAGCUACGAGAAGCUGCUUUCCAUCAAGCGCAAGUGGGAUCCGGAGAGCGUGCUUUACACGCUCAAGGGCGUGGGAAGUGAGGCUUGGAACGUUGGAAACGAUGGCCGGAUGUGCAAGGCGUGA